AAGUUUGCUUUGCAUAUCAAUGCUUCAGUCUUUCAGACUAGUUUCUCUCUCGUCUUCUCGUAAACCCACUGGCCACUACAACCCAAUAACAAAAGAGCUCGCCAUUUCUGUAACUACUCAAAUUUACUCUUACCUCUCUCGAUUAAUUUCAUUAUUCUUCAGCAACUUUUUUGGGGAAAUUAGAUAGAAAGGUAUUAAUGGCAUUGAGAGUAGGAAUACAAAGAAAUUUUGAAAGAAAAGCUGAUGGAUUUCUGCAUACUUUCAGAAGAUUAACUCAUGCUUUUGCACUUUCUCCAUCAUUCACCAAUUCAAUCGACCCAAUUUCAUCUCCCCCUUUAAUUCUACCCGAAACAGAUACAGAAACCGAUUUCUCCUGCCAAUUUCCGGGUUUUUCUCCUGGCGGCGGAUCCCUUGACCUCAUGGCUGUUCCCAAAAAGAGGGUUUCACGUCACAAGAGAGGCAUUAGAAAUGGGCCAAAGGCUUUGAAGCCUACUCCUGUUAUAGUCCGAUGCAAGGCUUGUGGUCGUGUGAAAUUGCCACAUUUCUACUGUUGCAGUGGCCGCAUGGAUCCUGGUGAGAGAAGCGAUGCAACCAAUUGAUUGAGCUCUUUGCUUUUAGAAUUAUAGUUUCCUUCCAACCCUCCUCCCCUCUCUUGAGUGAAACUUGGAUUUGCUCGAGGCUAAUGUGCAUGGAAAUGAUGUUGCAUAUACUUAAUUUACUUUUGGGUAUUCCUUUUUUGGUACUCUAAUGAAAAUUACCUGAGUGCACCACUCUUAUUCA
Beta vulgaris subsp. vulgaris (sugar beet) is the source of this 780-nucleotide messenger RNA. RefSeq lists its product as hypothetical. The transcript is spliced from 3 exons. Bases 198 to 599 code for a protein of 133 amino acids. Gene Ontology annotation, molecular function: structural constituent of ribosome. Gene Ontology annotation, cellular component: mitochondrial large ribosomal subunit. Gene Ontology annotation, biological process: translation. Lineage: Eukaryota; Viridiplantae; Streptophyta; Magnoliopsida; Caryophyllales; Amaranthaceae. The record is from RefSeq and is a predicted model, not a curated record.